Daphnia magna is the source of this 1396-nucleotide messenger RNA. RefSeq lists its product as uncharacterized. Gene Ontology annotation, molecular function: sequence-specific DNA binding. Bases 65 to 1396 code for a protein of 443 amino acids. NCBI's taxonomy places the organism in Eukaryota, Metazoa, Arthropoda, Branchiopoda, Diplostraca, Daphniidae. The record is from RefSeq and is a predicted model, not a curated record. The transcript is spliced from 6 exons.
AUUAGUAGAUAUAAAUUUUUUUUUUCAUACCUGACCAAUUAAUACUCUGUUGUAUAAAUUGGAGAUGCCAAAGUGCUUUGUAGUCGGUUGCCGUAAUGGGCCGAAAAAAUUAUGUUUAGAUAGGUCUGCAGUGUUUAAUGCAGAUAUUCAUCAAAUAAAGCCAAGAUUUUUUUACAUCCCUAAAGAUGAAACAUCAAGAAAAACGUGGGAAAAAAACCUGCCUAAUAGUGAAAUGCAACUGAAAACCACAUCAAGAGUGUGUGAGGAGCACUUUGUACCCGAAGAUAUCAUCAAAUGUGAUGAAACCAUUAUUGAUGGGAAAGUGCAUUCCAUUCCACGACAAAAUUGGAAAUUGAAAAUAGGUGCUUACCCAAGAAUCUUUCCAUCGUCAGCAACAUCUGUAGUACCAUUGGUACAAAGAAAACCCCCUUUGGAAAGAAAGCCACUCAGUGACAUUACAAGUACGUACAAAGGAUUUUGUCCUUCACAUAUGAAACCUGCAAAAAAAAAAGAAAGACUCGCAGCUGUCACAAAGAACACUGUUCAAGAGAUUGAAGUUGGUGUUGUUGAAUCCUUAACCGUUCCUCAAUUGGAAGUAACUGAAGCUGCAUUGUUAGAGACCAAUGUCUGUUUCCUGCAAAGUGAUAUAGACAGCAUAACACUUCCAGCAAGUACGUGGAAAAGGGGAAGCAUAAUUGAUGGUUGUGUUAAUUACUUUGAUAUUCAAGAAAUCGUAAACACAGUUACCAUUCAAAAACUUGCUUCUGUGGAUUUUACAAAUCGAAGUUUCAAACAAACAAUCAUCAAUCGUGAGCUAACUGAAACAGCUGAGAAUAAAAACUCGUUCAAUUCAUUGGCACAAGUUGAAGAACUAUUAAGAAAUCUUCAUAAUAGAAGAAUUUGCCCUGGAAUCAAAAAUGAUAAAGAAAAACAUUUAAACCAAUCAAAUGGUUUAAUCCGCAAUGGAAAAUUAGUUGACGGAGUUUGGCGUGCUGAUAAAUGCACCCUCAUUAUUCCUGAAACUGGGUCAGUGAAGCCAUGUAGAAAUUGCAAAUGUCUGGACAAGGCACUAAAAACAGAGAUUAAACAACUCCGUAUGAAGAUAGCAAGUGUCAACUACAACAACAUGAACUUGGACAACCUUAAUGACAAGGAGAAAUUGGUUGUCAAGACAAUUAUCGCCAAAUCCAGGUGUGUUGAUAAGAAAAAGAAAGAUAUGAAAUACGAGGUUGAAUGGUUGUUAGAGUGCAUACUUAUAAGAGUGAAGAGCCCGGCAACGUAUGAACACCUUCGGCUGAACAACAUUCUUCCCUUGCCUUGCCGCGAUACAUUGCGAAAGAUUACUAGUAGCUUAAAGUCAGAGUUUGGAUUCAAUGAUUUUUCAUUGGAAUGCUGA